Molecule: messenger RNA, 1612 nt
Organism: Selaginella moellendorffii
Lineage: Eukaryota; Viridiplantae; Streptophyta; Lycopodiopsida; Selaginellales; Selaginellaceae
Product: DNA-directed RNA polymerase III subunit rpc3
Exons: 13
Coding region: 42-1583 (513 amino acids)
Biological process (GO): DNA-templated transcription
Cellular component (GO): RNA polymerase III complex
Molecular function (GO): single-stranded DNA binding
Source: RefSeq, a predicted model, not a curated record
UUGAAAGCUAGGGUUCUUGAGUGUGCCCAGCGCCAGUGAAAAUGGCUGCUCGCAACCUGGCGUGUGACCUCAUCAACGACCAAUUCGGGGAGCUUGUCCAGAAAGUAUGCGACUGCCUUGUGCAGCGUGGAAGCCUGUUGCUGUCCGAGAUUGCGCGCUUCACUGGCAUCGACGUCGCGCCGCUGGGCGACUGCCUGAAGCAGCUCAUCCAGCACAACUGCGUGCAAGCCUUUAGAGCAUCGGUGGAGCAAGAACACGAUGGCCUGGGCGCUGGAGGGAGGCCAGCACCAAAGCCCAACACCUUCUACAUGCUCAUACUGGACAACGUCCUCCACCGGAUGCGCUUCCCAAAGUUUAUGACGCUCGUCCGCGACGACAUUGGCAGCGAGGCGCAAGGCUUGCUCGGCGCCUUACUGCAGCACGGCCGACUGACGCUCGACCAGCUGCUCAAACGCGCAGCGGAAUGCGCUCAACCAGGUGACGUUGAGGUCGAAAUGAGCGUGAAGAAAGCAUUCGUGGAGCUUGUCGAGGCGCAUUUCAUUGAGCGCUGCCCGUUGCCAGAGCCAACGUUGCCUCUGGCGGAGGAAGAACAGCCCAACAAGCGAGCCAGGAUGACGGCUCAGACGCGGGAGCGGCGUGUACUCGAUGCGGCGGCACAGUCGGACGCCCUCAGGUUUCGGUUGCCAGCAUCGUUGCAACUACAAUCCGGGGACUUGGUCACGCUAGAUGAUUCUCUUAUCACGGGUCACAAGCGCAAGGAAAUGGAUACGACCCUCCUUGACGACAAAGAUGUUAUUUGGCGAGUCAACUACGAGGAGUUCAUACGUCGCCUACGGCAUCAGGCCUGCGUGAGGCUGGUGAGCUCCAAGUGUGACCUUGGGUGUGGAACUGUUUUGGCGUGCAUUCUCGACAGAAGCCGCAAGGCAGAGCGGAGCGUCAGACAAAGGCUGUCCAGCCCUCUUGAAAUGGAAGCGAUUGUCGAGGCCGUGAGAAAGACAGAGGAGGGACGAUGCAUGCCCUUGGAAAGGAUACGCUGCGCUCUUUUGCAGAUGACGGCUGAUGGUUUUGUCGUUGAUCGAGCUGGUGAAGCGAGUGAACAGUAUGCUAUCAAUAUGCGAAAAAUCUUAGAUGUUGCGAGGCAGGCUGAAAUCGAAGGCAUUGUGCUACAAAGAUUUGGACGGAAGUGCUGCAGAAUCUUUCGGCUCCUGUCAACAAAAGGCCGCCUGGAUCACAAGCAGAUCUCCGACAAGUCGCUCGUACCUUCAAAGGAGGCAUGGGAACUGCUGUCGAAACUUGUCAAGGAGCACUUCAUCGAGCUAGAGGAGGAUGAUCCAAAGCCUAUCUCGUGGCGCGUCAAUCUCGAAAUAGUGGCAUGGAACGUGCUCAACCAAAUGCAUAAUGCAGCAUGGAGUCUGGGCCGUCGCCUCUCCCAGGAGCUUGAACAGCAGGAGCAGGAGCAAGAUCAAGCUGGCGCGAGUGUUCCUCUUGACGAGGCGAGCAGCAGACGAAGAAACAUCGCCAAGGUGCUCGAGGCAUCUGCGACAAGGCUAGACGACGCAAUCAUGCUGUUCCACGACUUUUAAAGGCUUCAAAAAAUUUCGUCUGCCAAGAA